AUGGACGACGAGGCCAAGAAGGGGAAGAAGGGCUUUGUGUCGCCCAUCAAGCGCCUGGUGUUCCCCAAGGCUGCGCGGCGGCCGGCCCCCCGCGGCAGUGCCUACCGGCGCCCGCUGCACUCCGUGCCCCUCUACCCCCCCAACUACCUGAUCGACCCCCAGAUCCUGCUGCACGACUACGUGGAGAAGGAGGUGAAGUUUUUAGGCCACCUGACAUGGGUGACAUCCUCCCUGAACCCCUCCAGCCGGGACGAAGUGCUGCAGCUGCUGGAUACAGCCAGGCAACUGAAGGAGCUGCCACUGCAGACGACACCCGAGCAGGACAGCAUCCUCAGCCUCUCUGCCCGCUGCCUGCUGCUCACCUGGCGCGACAACGAGGAACUGAUCCUGCGCAUCCCCACCCACGAGAUCGCUGCCGCCUCCUACCUGCGCGACGAUGCCCUGCACCUCCUCAUCCUCAAAACCGGCCUGGGAGUGGACCCCGUGCCCGCCGGAGCGCACCCCGAGAUGGUUCCACUUGGCCUGCCAGAGGCUUUCCCCGACAAGAAGCGUCCGGGGGGGUCGUGGCCGGAGGGCGGGCGGCUGGGGGGCCCCAUGGAGCGGCGCCACACCAUCUGCAGCCUGGACUGGAGGGUGGCACGGGGUGGGCAGGAGGCCCGGCAGGGAGGCAGCCUGGAGCGGCGGCGGGGUGGCAGCUGGGAGAGGAGGCAGCGUGGGCGACCUUCGGGCAGCUGGGAGCGACGGCAGCCCUGCGGCGGCAGCUGGGAGAGGAGGAGAGCUGGCACCGCGGGGGGCAGCUGGGAGCGUGGCACUGGCUUCGGCAGCUGGGAGCGGCGGCACGCUGGCAGCAACCCUCUGGACCCCCAGGAGCCUUGUCCUGAUGCCUACUCCAACCUCAUCAUCCUUGCCGUGCCCAACAGGGAUGCUGGUGAGGAGUCCUGUGCCCUCAUCUGCCAGGUCUUCCAGAUCAUCUACGGGGACCAGAGCAUUGAGUGCGUGGACCGUGCUGGGUACCACUACACCUCCACACCCACGCGGCCCUGGCUCUCCAGCAGGAGUGACAGCUGCCACACAGAUGGGACCUAUGGCUACGAUGCAGACUUCAGCUGCUGCAGCUCCUUCAAUGGCUCUCAUGAGACCUUCGAGGCUUAUUACAGUGGCACCUCCUCGCCCUCCUUCCACCAGUCCCACCACAGCCUGGCCACCGCCUGCAGCGGCAGCGACCAGAGUGGCACAGGGCUCGAGCAACUGCAGGAAUACAUGGUGACGCUGCGCAACAAGCUGUCGCCACAGGAGAUCCAGCAGUUUGCCCUCCUGCUGCGAGAGUACCGCCUGGGCACGCCGGUGCAGGAGUACUGCGCGGAGCUGCUCCGCCUCUAUGGGGAUCGCAGGAAGUUCCUCCUGCUGGGGAUGAGGCCCUUCAUCCCCGACCAAGACAUUGGCUACUUCGAGACCUUCCUGGAGAGCAUCGGGAUCCGGGAGGGUGGGAUCCUGACCGACAGCUUCGGCCGCAUCAAGCGCAGCAUGAGCAACACCUCGGCCUCGGCCGUGCGCAGCUACGACAGCGCCUCCCUGCGCUCCGAGGCGGAGUCCUUCAACCGCAUCAUCACUGACAUCACCCACGACAUCGAGGCGCUGGCAAGGGAUGAAGAGGAGGAGGAGGAGGAGGAAGACAACUACCUGUGAGAGAGCUCAGAAGCCCAGCAGUCCCCUCACUGCUCACCCACAUAGAAUCAGAGAAUUGUUCAGGCUGGGAAAGCCCUCUGAAAACAUCCAGUCCAACCAGCAACCCAGCACCACCAGGGCCACCAAACCAUGGGCCCAAGUGACAUGACCACAGGUUUCUUGAACACCUCCAGGGAUGGGGACUCCAUCACCUCCCUGGGCAGCCUGUUCCAGGGUCUGACCACUCUUACAGGAAAGAAAUUGUUCCUCAUCUCCAACCUAAACCUUCCCUGGGGCAACCUGAGGCCAUUUCCUCUUGUUCGUAUCACCUGAUGCUAGGGAGAAGAGACCAACCCCCACCUGGCUCCAACCUUCUUUCAGGGAGUUGUAGAGAGCAAGGAGGUCUCUCCUCAGUCUCCUCUUGUGUGGACUAAGCCCCAGGUGCCUCAGCUCCUCCUCCCCAGCCCUGUUCUCCAGACCUUCCCUAUUUUGGACAUGCUCCAGCAACUCAACAUCAUGGUGGGCACCUCCGAGCUCAGACUCCUCAGGUGCCCAGCUCUGCCCCAGUGCCUGGAAAUGGGGAUGUUUCCCCUCCUUUGCCACCACAGGAGGGGACAGGGGCUCUGCACUGUUCUGGAAGCUCUCAGCAGGACUGAUGGCAUCACAGGGUAGGCAUGGCUGGGGGGACAUCUCCAGCUGACAAUGCCAUGUGCUGAAUUUCUGUGGAUUGCAAUUAAACCCUGGC
Molecule: messenger RNA, 2410 nt
Organism: Indicator indicator
Lineage: Eukaryota; Metazoa; Chordata; Aves; Piciformes; Indicatoridae
Gene: CCM2L
Product: CCM2 like scaffold protein
Exons: 10
Coding region: 1-1686 (561 amino acids)
Biological process (GO): heart morphogenesis
Source: RefSeq, a predicted model, not a curated record